Molecule: messenger RNA, 1143 nt
Organism: Gallus gallus (chicken)
Lineage: Eukaryota; Metazoa; Chordata; Aves; Galliformes; Phasianidae
Gene: NRN1
Product: neuritin 1
Exons: 3
Coding region: 199-633 (144 amino acids)
Biological process (GO): neuron projection extension; nervous system development
Cellular component (GO): plasma membrane
Source: RefSeq, marked validated
GAACCAUUCCCAGCUAUUCCUCCUCGCCCGCUCCCUGUUUCUCCCUCUUUCUCUCCCUCACCUCCGUCUCCCCCCUUGUGUGCAAAGUCCUCCGCUGCUCGGAACUUGUUGGCAAUGCCUAUUUUUCAGCUUUCCCCCACGUUCUCCAAAGUAACUAUUUAAAGAUCUGCAGUCGCAAAUGGUUUUACUAAAUGUAGGAUGGGACUUAAGUUGAACGGCAGAUACAUUUCUCUGAUCCUCGCUGUACAGAUAGCCCACCUGGUGCAGGCGGUGAGAGCGGCGGGGCGGUGCGAUGCGGUCUUUCGGGGCUUCUCGGACUGUUUGCUGCGGCUGGGCGAUAACAUGGCCAACUACCCGCAGGACCUGGACGACAAGAGAAACCUGCAAACGAUCUGCGCGUACUGGGACGAUUUCCACGCCUGCACUCUCACAGCUCUCACGGAUUGCCAGGAAGGAGCGACAGACCUGUGGGAGAAACUGAGACGGGAAUCCAAAAACCUCGAUUUCCAGGGCAGCUUGUUCGAACUGUGCGGAGGCGGCAGCGGUGCAGCCCCGUCCCUGCUGCCGCCGGCGCUGCCCGUGCUGUUGGGGGCACUGGGGGCCGCUCUGGCCACCUGGGGGCUGCCCUUCUAGCGGGGCCCACGCCGCACCCGGAGAGGAGCGUCCGUCCGCGGCUUUGGGGACGUUGUGCUCGGCUGUGGUUGGUGACGGUGGCGGUGGCUGAUGGUGGCGGAACACCCGUGUAGGACUGUGGAAGCGUUCUCCCUUCUUUUUCUUUCUUUUCCCUCCCCACCCCCCUCUUUUAAUUUUUCCUUCCCGUGUUUUAUUUGCCAAACGUUACCAAACAGGCAGCGGCGUGAAGCCCGAACCGGACCUCAGCUUUACUAUCGCUUCAGAUCAAAAAUAGGAGAAAACAAUAUCUAGAGAGAUCGAGGAGCUCGAGCCCCCGGCGUGCACCAGAAAUCUCAGGAACGGCUCCGGGCCUCCACCCGACCCAGCGGUGGGGCCGAGGGGAUGUCCACGCACGCAGCAUCUGGUGAAUAACUCACAGCUUCAUCUGUCCUCCACGGUCGCUUGUUUUAUGGUCAUUCCACUGCAGAAACGAAAUAAUAAUAGUAAAUAAGAAAAAAAAGAAAAAGAAAA